AUUUCCACUCUUAGACAGACUUAACCAGUUUCUUACAUAUACAUAUAACACAUACGAAAUGUCGUUUGUUCAUUUGGCCAACUUUUGUGCUCAUAUAAAGAAUUGUACGAAUGUGAAUAUAUCUACUACAUCAGUCCCAUUCACAAGAUUGCAUUUACAAGUUGCACUUGGAUUGUAUAAAGAAGGAUUCAUAUCUUCUAUACUGAGAGGUUCAAUUACUGGUCCUGAUGUGACACCUGUUGAUGUGACUCCAGAUAACAUAUCUACCAGAAGAUUAUGGUUAGGUUUAAAGUAUCGUAAUAAUCAAUCUGUAAUUAGAGAUAUUUCUUUAGUAUCAAAACCAGGUAGAAAAGUUAAUUUAACAAAGGAAGAAGUAAAAGCAUUAGCAUCAGGUUUAACUGUCAGAUUUAUUAAACCUUUACAACCUGCUGAAUGUAUUUUUAUAAAGAAUGUUAAAGAAAAUGAGGUCAUAGAGAUCCAAGAGGCUGCUAAGAGAAACUUAGAUGGGGUAGCAUUAUAUCGUGUUAAAUAGUUGUUACGGUUCAGUUACAUUUGUAAAUAG
Messenger RNA from Scheffersomyces amazonensis, 562 nucleotides. Its product is annotated as mitochondrial 37S ribosomal protein MRPS8. Gene Ontology annotation, biological process: translation. The record is from RefSeq and is a predicted model, not a curated record. Gene Ontology annotation, molecular function: structural constituent of ribosome. Gene Ontology annotation, cellular component: ribosome. The coding region runs from base 59 to 532 and encodes 157 amino acids. Lineage: Eukaryota; Fungi; Ascomycota; Pichiomycetes; Serinales; Debaryomycetaceae. The transcript has a single exon.